AUGUUGCUUCGGAUAAGAAAUCGAUGUUUGCAAUUGUUUACUGAACAAUGGGGGUCAAUUGAACAUGAACGAUAUUGUACGCAAGAAUGUUCGCCAUUGCUUGUGUUAGACGGACAUCAAAAGGCUACUCGUAGAGUGCGCUCUGUUACAGAUCUUGUGAUACCGAGUGACGAAUUAGGAUAUACAAAGUCACAAUUAACAGAAAUUUAUUGUAUUAGUAAUGCUUUUUUGGAUUUUGUUGGUCUACCACGACGUCUUUUUUCACCAAUUUUAACAUUUUUAGCAGCAGGUGGUGUGUGUGGAUCAACGAGCAUUGACAUUGAUGAUGUUUUGAAAGAAAAUGAAAAUGCAUAUAUAUUGGGUUAUGUUAGACAUGGCACUACAUGUACAGAAUUGAACACAGAAACUCAUUCACCAUUACAGAUAUUAACCAUUAUUAGUAAUUAUGAACCAAAAAAAUUAUCUUCUACAUAUCGUAAUUCUACAGGUGCCACAGCAGUUGGAAAUGAAGACAAUUUAUCGGGAAAAUCUGAAAAUAAUAUUGAUAUAGAUGAAUUAUAUUAUACUACUAUAUUAUCAGACCUCAUCUGUUUAUGGCAGAAAAAUGAUGUUCAAGAAUCCAGAGGAGAAAUGAAUAGUGUUUCUGCUGAUUUUAAUCAAGUUGAAACAAUGAGAGCUGAUCUAGGUUUAACAUUUGAUCAAAAGAAUAAAGGUAAUGCGCAAUAA
This is a messenger RNA of Didymodactylos carnosus, 726 nucleotides long. The record is from the annotation of a GenBank genome assembly. NCBI's taxonomy places the organism in Eukaryota, Metazoa, Rotifera, Eurotatoria, Philodinida, Philodinidae.